UCGAACAAGUCCAUAAUAGAUCCCCUGAUCUUUUAACUUGAGGAGAGUGAGGCAGCAGUCGGCUAGAAGCCACUCAAUUUGACUAAAUGACUAACUUUGUCUCCUUUCUUCUUCAACUUUGUAAUUGCGAGAGCGUAGUGGAAGCUAAUAUGUUACAUAUAUAUAUAUAUUUUUAUUAGGCGCCUAGCGGAUAUACACCAGAGCAAUGGGCAGCUGCACAACAGCAAGGUUGGGCUCAAUGGCAACAAUGGCAACAACAAUAUCAACAAUGGCAGGCACAAUAUGGUGACAAGUAUCAGGAGAUGAAGCAUUUGUCAGCGCAGGAUAUGAACUUGACGAGUCAAAUGCAAGUGUCAUCAAAUGUGCAACCACCGCCUCUUCCUAAGGAGGAAACGCGACCUCCUUUGCCCCCCGCUACCACAAAUACAUAUCAAUUUACAAACCUGCCACCCCCGCACCAAAACAAUCUUCCAUUAUUCCCCUCGAAAGAAUCUGCCAAUAAGACGAUGUCGCAAGCGAAUAUAACAAAUUAUCCUCCGAAUCCACCAUUACCUACUACGAGCCAACCACCUUUACCACCUGAAAUCGCCGAGAAUAGGGAGAAUGUCACAGCUGAAAAAUCUAAUAGUAAUGUAAUUAGUGAAUCCAAUAGUGGUAAAAAAUUGAACUUAGAAGAUGACGAAUUGACCGAAACUGAGAAAACAUUUGACGCACAGUUCAAACAGUGGGAAGAACAGUUUAAUGGCUGGAAGCAGCAAAACGCUAAUCAUCCAGACAAGGCCCAGUAUAAACAUUACGAAGCAAAAUGGACAUCAUGGCGUGAGAAACUUCUCGAACGGCGUGAGCAGAUGCGCAAGAAACGCGAGCAACAGAAACAGGCUGCCGCGAAAGCAGAAGCUGAAAAGAACAAGAGCAUACCUGGCGAUGAUAAAAUACUAAACAUCUUAUCCAACACCGACAAUCAGCGAUUGAUCAACAAUCUAUUGGGUAUUGGGAAAACUUUGGGUCUUACAGGGAAGCAAAAUAUUCCCGCAUCUUUAUUGCCCCCGCCACCGCCUCCACCGGUGCCGGAAACCACGAAUUCUAAUAAUCAACCUGCCACACAAGGGAUGCAGCAAACUCCAUCGCAAAUGAACAUGAUUAGACCCGCAGCACCAAAUUGGUCGAAUCAACAACAAUGGGGAAAUCAACAAUAUAAUCCCAGAAUGGAAGCGCCGGGGUACGGUCCAGGAAUGUCGACAAUGCCUCCGACAAUGCUCUCAACACCGGAUGUUGGGCCACCUCAAAUGACCUCGUCAAAUUUUGCACAACCCCAGUUGAAUCUGCCAAGUAACAUCACACCAAACUUUUCACAACCUCCGCCAAAUUUUUCUGGUAAUAAUCGAAUGCAAUUGCAAAAUGUGAAAGCGCCGGGUCCAGCAAACAUGAAAGAUUGUCCUCCGUUUGGUUCGGCAACUAAUUCUUCAAGUACGAAUGUGCGUUUUAUGCAUCCAAACGAUCGACCACCUCACAAUUUUGACGGGCAGCCGAACUUUAGAAGAGGCGAUCAGGAACGUUUCGGACGAGAUAAUACUAAUCCAAAUUUGCACGAACAAGAUCAGUUUAGACCUUCUACUGAUACUUUUGACAAAGUCGACGCACAACGUUUUAGAAGAGACGAUAGAAGUGAUUUUGGGAAUAAUCAAUUAAAUUCGCAGAAUAAUUUUAAUCCAGAUAAUGAUCGAUUUGGACCAGCAAAUGACCGUUUUGGACCAGGGAAUGAUCGUUUCAAUAGGGAGACCAAUCGGUUUGGACCGAUGGGAAGUGAUAGGUUUGCAUCGGGAGGUGAUCGAUUCGGAUCAAACAACGAUCGUCCAGGAUCUGAUCGAUUUAACAAUGAAUGGUUUGGACAGGAGGGUGAUCGAUUUAAACCUGGAAAUGAUCGACUCGAGAUGGACAAGGAUCGCCGUGGACCUGGAAACGAUCGAUUUCCAGAUAAUGAGCGACUUGGGUCGGAUCGGUUUGUACCAGGUGGACAAUUUGUUUCUGGAACUGAUCGUUUCGACUCUAAAGAUCGUUUCUUCUCUGGUAAUGAUCGAUUUGGUUCUAAUAGCGAACAUUUUCGUCCGAACGAUCGAUUUGGUAGAGAUAACGCAGAUUAUUUCGAUCCAAAAGAUACAACUGAUCACAGACGAGACAGUUUUGGUACUAAUACUCGAAGUUUCAAUAGAAAUCCAUCAUUUAGUCCGCCGAACGAGCUACCGCCAGAACUAAGGAAACUCAUGGAAAAGCGAAAAGCAGCAGGGGAUGUAUUCAGGCCAAGUUUUAUUGAUUCCGAUAAAACCACUAGUGUUGGUUCUCUUAGCGAGAGCUUCAAAAAGAUUACCGGUGACUCACCCUUUAGAAGCUCCUUCGAUUUUCAAAAGACUCCACCAAAUCGUAGUGGAUUAGUAAGUAGUGGACCAUCAAGUUUUCAAUCACAUCCUUCCGACUUGGGACAAAUUUCCACUUUGUCGUAUGGACCACGUCGUAUGGAUCACCUUUUCAACCGCGAUAACGAACCUCCUUUCAGAGGACAUCCAGACAACUUUGCUAAACACAAUCCCAUAGAUCACAAUGAACAAAUAGGGAAGAAUAUGGAAACCAGACCGCAUCCCAAUCAGUCUCAGCCAACAAAUAUUCAGUCUCUAGAUGCAGUUAAACAAUCUGAAAAGAUUGAAACUGCUGAGUCUGAUUUUCCGCUGCAAACUGGUAAUAUUGCAGAUGCAAAAGAAACAGAAGCGAUGCAAACGAAUGAGGCUAAUGAUUCUACUAAGCAAAACGACACCGUUACUUUGGAUGGCUCGAAGAAUAAUAAUGGGGCAAUAGAGGUUAUAGUUAUUAACGAUGAUAAUCCUUUGAAACAGGAUGACAAGCAAUCUGAUAAUCAAAUAAAAAACAACACCGAAAAAGUAAAUGAAUCUAAUAACGAUAGCAUUAUUAAACAGCCUGAAAGCUUGCCCUUCAUGGGUGAAAAUGAUUCACGGCCAGUGGAUUUGAACAUGGAACCACCACCGGAGCUGCCCAAUUUGUGCCCUGUUUCUACGGACUCCAGUCAAAAUGUGCCGUUGAAUCCGAACAAAGAUUUUGAUAGAAAGGGACCAGCUGAUAAUCAGUUUGAUAUGCGUUUUAAUAAUUUUGGCCCCAAGGGGAUGGAAUUUAAAUCUGGUGUGCCAUUUGGACCUCGGGGACCGUCAAUGUUUGGCCCUAGAGGUCCUCGCGCGUUUCCAACUGGUCCUCCGUCAGGUCCUCCUCCACUUUUAUCGCAAAGUUCUAUGGAUAUACAAUUGGGCCCACGAGGUCCCAAAGAUGAUCAACUUGGACUUAAUGUACCUACUGAAAAUCGAUUUAGCCCUAGAAGAUUCAUUGAAGAGCAAUAUGGUGAUCGAGAUCGCAAUAAUGAGUUAUCUGAACCUCCAAAUAAUGAGAAAUUUGAUCCACGUGGCCCGGUAGACAAGUCAAUUGGUCAGUUUGAACCUCGAGCGCCGGUAAAUGCAAAGUUCGGCCUGAGAGGACCCAUUGAUCGACAGAUUGGACCAAGGGGACCAAUUGAUUUACCAUUUUUACCGCGAAAUCCUGGUCCAUUUGGACCCAGAGGCAACAAUUUGCAAUUUGGCUCUAGAGGAAUUAAUGAUCGUUUGGAUUCCCGAAUACUUUCCGAAAGACCAUUUGGUCCGCGAGGGCCUAAUGAAGGAUCAUAUGGUUUUAAAAGUUUUAGUGAUGCACUUUUCGGUAAACGUCUUUCAGACUCGCAGUUCAGCGCUAUGGGAUCUAAUAAGUUUGAUAAAACGAAUGAGGUACCGUUUGAUAAGAGACCUCCUUUCGAUGACAGUGGAUCUUUUGGUUUUUCUGACGAAAGAACUCUUGGUUCUCAAAGAUCUAAUGAAGGUAUGACUGGUCCCCGUGGUUCUAAUGAACCUAUUUCUCUUAGUUCAAAUGAUGCUCUGCUUCCACCUAACUCGAAGAAUUUCAAUGUGAACCGAUUUGAAUCCCGAGAUUCUAACAGUGGACCUUUCGGAUCGUCGGACUUCAAAGCGAAAGGUCCGAUGACUGAUUCAACUAAUGUGAAUUUUCCACCUCCAAGCGAUUCUUUGCUCAGUCGCAGCGAUUACAUACGUAGAAACCCCUGUAUCAGAAAAGAACAGUUUGAAGAUAAUAUUUUUGCUAAGAGGGCCAGAUAUGAAAACCCAAAACCGGGUGAAGAAUUCAAUAGAAGUUGUCUGGACAAAAAUCUCGAUAUAGAAAUGCGGAAAGGUAACACCAGUGAGUAUGUUAGACGUAUACCUGAUCUUAAUAAAAAAGAAUUAGAUACUGCACCUCGUCCGGGAUACGGACCGAACGACACUUGGAAGGAUAAGUUCGGCAACAUUCAGAAGUCCGAUGCAGAGCAACACAAUAUAAUCGACAGAAACGUUCCAAAUAAGUUCGACGAGAGAUCGAGGAUCGAACCAAAGGUGAGUGAUUACAAGUCGCGAUAUGGUGAAUCCCCGACUGGACCCGAUUUCCAAUCGAAGCAUGCCUCUAAUUUAUUCAUGAAACGAUCUCCAUUAAAGGGUGGUCAAGAAUUUUGCGUACAGAGGCAAUUUAAUUAUAAUCACGGCGAAGGUGAUAAGAAAUUCGUUGAAUCGCUUCUCUUCACUCCGACGAAGGUGAUUGAUUACGGGCACGUAUCUCGUCCUUUGACUAUGGAUCAGCAUCUGUCAUCGGCCCAGUCCUUUGAUUACGGUCAUGGGAAUUUAAAACCAGCAGUUAAUCGCGAACAGCAACAGCAUCAUUAUCCGAAGAGAGAUUUUAGAAACUGGGUGGAGAAUGAGCAGAAUCUGAGGGAAUAUACUGAAAAGAUGAGCAACUAUGAAAAUACCAAAGGACAUAAACCGAGGAAUUACGCGAUGAAUUACGAGAUGCGCAAAUCUGUGGAUUAUAAUAAACGAAAGGAACAUGAUUGGCAAUCGAAUAAGAAAACCGACGAGGAGAAGAACGGUGAUCGUAAAGAGAGAGGAUAUAAUCCUGAAUCAGAAUCUCGAAUUUUUGAACGAAAUGAUAAUGAUCAGAGCGACCGAUACCAAAAUGAUAGAAAUAUUCACAAAGAUAUAGAACGGAUUCAAGAGACACGUGAUAGUUUCCGAAGGGAAAUGAAUAAAGACAAUGACAAAGAUGAUAAUAGAUUGAAAGGAAAUGUUAACUGGCAGGAGAAUUCAAACAAAAACGUCGUAGAUACAAAACUACAAGAGAUCAGCCUUUCUCUAGACACAAAGAAAGAUGUUGCGGAAUCAACUACGAAAACCUUGGAAUUGGCAAAAAUGCCAAAUUACACCAUGGUCGAUGACUUAUUGUGCCCACCGGGUCGCCAGAACAGACCACCAAAAAUAGCUAUCAUCCUCAGAGGACCACCGGGCAGCGGCAAGUCUUUUGUGGCUAAACUUAUUAAGGAUAAAGAGGUCGAGCAAGGUGGCUCUCCGCCAAGAAUACUGAGUUUAGAUGAUUACUUCCUCGUAGAAAAGGAAAUAGAGACUAAGGAUGAUAAUGGAAAGAAAGUCACAGUUAAGGUAUAAUACUCAUGUUCCUGA
Molecule: messenger RNA, 5585 nt
Organism: Temnothorax curvispinosus
Lineage: Eukaryota; Metazoa; Arthropoda; Insecta; Hymenoptera; Formicidae
Exons: 7
Coding region: 303-5570 (1755 amino acids)
Biological process (GO): regulation of telomere maintenance
Cellular component (GO): nucleus
Source: RefSeq, a predicted model, not a curated record